AUGCAGCAUCUUGUCACUCACCCUUUGGACACCCACAUAAUAUUCUAUGAGGGUAAAAAAUCUGCAACUUCCAGCAACAAGGAGCGUCCUUCUAGAAAGGACAAGGGGGAAAUCUAUCAAGUCUUGGCAAAACUUAUCUUCACGAAUGACUCGGAAUAUUCAGGUGUGUAUGCUGAGGACUCAAAGAAAUUCAACAUCGUGAAGUCAUUCAAGGAGCAGCUCGACAAGUUUAACAAGACUGGCGCUGGUGUCACUCCACUCAAUGAAAACACGGCUGUUAAUCUACAUAAACAAGUAUUGCUUGAGUUCCCAUGGUACGACCAACUCCACCCCUUUCUGUUCUCUAAUCCAACAUGUGGCGUUAAAAUCUUCACCUCCCAACUGGGAGUUGAUUAUGCUGGGGAUUUCUACAUGCUCAUUCAUCCACGUGGGGGGCCUGGUCCCUCUACUGACCAAAACACUCCUGACACUUGGCUCACUCCCCCAGAUGCUCGGCUUGCUCCCCCAGACUCUCAGCUCACUACCCCAGACCCUCAGCUCGCUACCCCAGACCCUCGGCUUGCUCCCCUAGACCCUCAGCUUGCUCCCCCUCUCCCUCAGCUUGCCCCCCCUCUCCCUCAGCUUGCCCCCCCUCUCCCUCAGCUCCCUCCCCCUCUCCCUCAGCUCCCUCCCCCUCUCCCUCAGCUCCCUCCCCCUCUCCCUCAGCUCCCUCUCCAAAGCCCACAUGCUGCCAGUGCUCAGCCCAACCCUGCAAUCACUUUGUACCCCCCCCCUCCUCAUUACACCGGUGCUGGGGGCAGUCCGAUCACCGAUCUGGAUGGUGACCUCAGUGCUGACCCUCAUGCCACAGCCAAUGAUGAUGACAGGCCUUUCUUUGCCCCCCUUGGCAACGCACUACUUACCUUAGACAGGGACUUUAACAUGUACAACAACAACGGGCUGGAGUUUAACUCCUCCUGGCAUCGUGUUGUCAACCUCAACAGCCCCCCCAAAGUAGUGGGACAUAAGCAGCAGUAUGCAGCUUCUCCGUCCCCCCCUCCCAUUGACACAAACACCUUUGUUAUGCCACAGAAGCCACAGACACCCACAUACCACAGCCACACAGCAUUUGGUUCUGCCUUGCCUGCUGCUCCACUCCCUCAUCCAGUGUCUUCAUUGCCCUAUAUGUCGUCUGACUAUCGCAUUUUGCCAAUGGAAUCCCAGACAUUGCUUUCUGUGAAGCCACAGAGUUCCACUAGAUCAAAGAAGAAGAGGACCUCGGUGGCAGAUGUGGAGGAUCACCUUAGCAUGAUCAAUGGUGAGAUCCAGAGUAUGCAUAGUAACAUGUCCAAGCGCCGGGAAUCAAAGAAUGAACACUAUGCCAUCAAGAUGAACUACCAGUCCCAGAAGAAGGAAUACCAGUGGCGCCAUGAGUCCUGUUUGCACGAAGUCCUCCUCUCAGCCGCUAAUCAUCAAUGUGAGCAGGAAGCCAAGGAUAAGGAGAUCCUCCGCCUUCAGGCUGCAACUGCCUUGCAGGAGAAGGAGGCUGAGAUCUGGCAUCUCAAGAUCCAGUAUUAG
Molecule: messenger RNA, 1557 nt
Organism: Suillus paluster
Lineage: Eukaryota; Fungi; Basidiomycota; Agaricomycetes; Boletales; Suillaceae
Exons: 4
Coding region: 1-1557 (518 amino acids)
Source: RefSeq, a predicted model, not a curated record